AUGGGCAAGUCCUCCCCAGCUGGUCGUGGCCUGGCCGACGAGCCCAGACAAGCCCAUCAACCUCGACCCCAGAAGACGAAUGCGAUCAGGAUUGCCGCUAUCGCGUCUGGGCUCAUUCUGUGUUUCUCGUUUCCGUCCUUCAUCUCGCUCGGCGACAAGCCGCCAAGUUUGCCAUCCUCACCAUUGGCUGAUCCAGAGUUUGAUUGGCUCCAGAUUGUGCCCCAGGAGCAAUUCAUCUACUAUCCCUGCUUCGGCGGUUAUCAAUGCGCCCGUCUGUUGGUCCCAAUUAACUGGAAUGAUACCGCGAACCCGGCGAGCGCCGCCAUCGCCGUGAUCAAGGUCCCGGCAAAGGUACCCGUCACGGACCCCCGCUACGGCGGCGCCAUUGUCUUGAAUCCCGGCGGCCCCGGAAACUCCGGCGUCGGUCAAGUGCUCCGCAAAGGGCGCCACAUGCAGACCAUUGUGGAUGCAGCACGUCCCGCUUCUACUCCGGAUCGUCUUUCGGAUGGCAAAUAUUUCGAUAUCAUUGGGUUUGACGCUCGUGCUGUCAACAAUACUACGCCUCACCUGACGUGCUUCCCAAAUAAGCAGUCCGAGUUGAAUUUUCUCGCACGGCAGCCAAGUGAUUUUCUCUUCGGGAUCUCUAACACUUACAUCGACCUUGCCUGGGCAAACUACCGCGCCUUUGGCGAGAGUUGUGCGAUUCAGCGCGGCGAUGAGCCAAACAUGGCUGAAUUCGCCAACACCGCCCAGGUCGUCGAAGAUAUCGUCGCGAUGAUUGAACGACAUGCUGAGUGGCGAGAGGUUGAAGCUCAGCAAAUCAUCAGCUCAUGUGAGGGCUUUAAGCUUUCGAGGUCAGAUCGUGGGCGAAUCAUAAACACAACCCGCUGGCAGAAGGGGGCAGAGAAACUGAACUACUGGGGUGUGUCGUACGGCACGAUUCUUGGGCAAACCUUCUCAGUGAUGCACCCCGACCGCGUAUCUCGGGUGUUGAUAGACGGGGUUGUAGACCCUGACGAUUACUAUUCCGCGGACUGGUUGAAGAACCUGCAAGAUACUGACCAGAUCCUCCAACAAUGGGCAAGCUACUGCAACCAGGCACCGGAAGCUUGCCCUCUUGCGUCUCCUCACACUCCACCAAGUAUCAUCAACGCGCGACUGGCCCGCCUAGCGAAUUCUUUGCUUGAAGAGCCCAUUCCAGUUCUUGGCACCGCUGAGCAUGGCCCGACUGUCAUCGACUACGCUGAUAUCAUGCAACUCUUUGCCGAUUCUGUGUACGAUCAAAAGCUGGUUGAGCCCUAUUUUGAGCUGUUCAGUGACCUUCUUCUGGAUCGCAACGGAACCUCAACAGCUGCUCUUAAGAUGGAAGGGGACUUGACCCCUUUAUCUCUCAACGCUGACUGCAUCAAGGAUGGGUCGUACUCCGCCGCUUGUGUGAGGGACCAGGGGCCUAGUGGAUUCUUUGCAGCUAUUGCCUGUGGCGAUGGCCCGGACCUAAGAAACACGAGCAAGGCAGAAUUUCGAGAAUAUUUCAAGGAGGUUCGGGGCCAGAGCGAUGUUUUAGGAGCAGCCUGGAGCGGACAUCGCAUGCUCUGUAUAAACUGGCAAGCAAGACCAGCUUGGAGAGUUGAGGGCCCGUGGACGGCAAACACCUCAUACCCACUUCUUAUAAUUGGCAACACGUAUGAUCCCGUAACGCCACUAAGAAAGUAA
This is a messenger RNA of Colletotrichum chrysophilum, 1713 nucleotides long. RefSeq lists its product as uncharacterized. The transcript has 3 exons. The coding region runs from base 1 to 1713 and encodes 570 amino acids. Lineage: Eukaryota; Fungi; Ascomycota; Sordariomycetes; Glomerellales; Glomerellaceae. The record is from RefSeq and is a predicted model, not a curated record.